Molecule: messenger RNA, 1387 nt
Organism: Nicotiana attenuata
Lineage: Eukaryota; Viridiplantae; Streptophyta; Magnoliopsida; Solanales; Solanaceae
Product: vacuolar protein sorting-associated protein 32 homolog 2
Exons: 8
Coding region: 339-995 (218 amino acids)
Biological process (GO): late endosome to vacuole transport via multivesicular body sorting pathway; vesicle budding from membrane
Cellular component (GO): cytoplasmic side of plasma membrane; multivesicular body; ESCRT III complex
Source: RefSeq, a predicted model, not a curated record
CGACAAAUGCUUGCCGUGUGGGUUCCGACUACCAUUUCCAAAUUCACUCAACACGCUUAAGAAAAGCCAUAAUCCCUACCGAAAACCAAUCCCAACCUAACCGGGUCGACCCGUUACCUACCAAAUCGUAUUCUUCUCUUUCCUCUCCCCUUCCUUGAUACUUCCCUUAAAUUCAUUGUCUUACGUCCAAAUUCAAUCUUGAUAAUCUCGAGUUGAAUCAAAUUGCCUCUAGAAUCACAUACCUUCGAGUUGAUCAUUGAUCAAUCGUCUACUCUAAUCCUAACUUCUAAUUAACAGAAUAAAGCUAGGUUUCGCCGUUGUCUGUUGUAUAAGCAAAGAUGUUUUCGAAGAUAUUUGGGAAACCCAAGCAGGAAACUAAUGCUCUUGCGACUCUUGACAAAUUAAACGAGACUCUGGAGAUGCUUGAGAAGAAGGAGAAAGUGCUUCAGAAGAAGGCUUCUGCAGAGGUUGAGAAGGCCAAAGAUUUUACAAGAGCAAAGAACAAAAGAGCGGCAAUACAAUGUUUGAAGAGGAAGAGGCUCUAUGAACAACAAAUUGAGCAGCUUGGCAAUUUCCAGCUUCGCAUCCAUGAUCAGAUGAUAAUGCUAGAAGGUGCAAAAGCUACAACUGAAACUGUUGAUGCUUUGAGAACUGGAGCAUCCGCAAUGAAAGCAAUGCAGAAAGCAACGAAUAUUGAUGAUGUGGACAAGACAAUGGAUGAAAUAAAUGAACAGACUGAGAAUAUGAAACAAAUACAGGAGGCUUUGGCUACUCCAAUUGGUGCAGCAGCUGAUUUUGAUGAGGAUGAAUUGGAGGCAGAACUUGAAGAGUUGGAAGGUGCUGAAUUGGAAGAGCAGCUCCUUCAACCAGCAACUACUGCCCCUGCUGCACCAGUCCAUGUUCCUGUGGGGAGGCAACCUGCUCGGCCCAUUCCUCAGAGGCGUACAGCUGAGGAAGAUGAACUUGCUGCGUUGCAAGCAGAGAUGGCUCUUUGAGCUAGUCCCUCUUUUGUUUUAACCGAUAUUAUCACGGGUAGCUUACAUAUAUAGACUGGUUGUACGCACGCAUGAUACUACUGCAAUUGCUUUCACAUGCGAGAGACUACUGCAAUUGCUUUCACAUGCGAGAGACUACUGCAAUUGCUUUCACAUGUCUCAAUAUCUAUGUCGGUUAGUAGGGCUAUGUACAUAAUUGUGUUGCAGAAAAUGGUGAAUUCCAUGAACAUCAGAAUGUAUGGUUCAUGCUUAAGUGAAUCUUAUUUUCACUACAUGCCUUUUUUCUUUAACAAAAUUAAGAAUCUCCUUUGUCAUCUUGUACCAUCUCAGAAGGAUGAUUAUAUGAAAUGUCUUGUCUGCUUCUGCAAAUUGGUGAUUGAUUGGCUGGUGCA